CAGCCUUGCAAAGUCCGCAAGACCGGCGUAACCACCAUACCACACGCCACACGUGCUGUAAUAAUUGCCAUUCGUUCUCUAUUUCGACAUGCGUCGCAGCGCGCCAGACGCGCCUUCCAUGAGAUAGCAUAAAGCAGCCAACCCAACCCAAGACAUUAGGAUGGCGUCGGCGCGGCGCGUAAAAGCGAUGCUCUACGGCAUCGCCGCAAUAUCAAGCAUAUCGUCAGCGCAGCGCAUCGAGCACCCAGGCACCGGGGCCACGAGCCCCAACGCCUACUUCGUCAUGGUCGGGCCCCUCGAGCCCCAGCGCGCCUACCACCCCUGGCUCGUGUCCGCGGUAUCGAUGGCGAACACCUUGAAAGACCACGGGUCGACGAGCGACUUUGUCCUUUUAUUAGCGACGAAGCGGGAUGGGCGGCCGCGCGAGACUGUAGAUCUACUAGAAGAAGAAGAAGCCACUUUGCUCAAAACGGGCUGUCGGUGGCGCUACGCCCAACCACCCGGUAAGAAACACCUGGCGGGCUACCACAUGGGCCACUACAAAUUGUUAGCGUGGCAGCACGUCGAGUAUGCAACCAUACAACUGUUGGACGCCGAUUUACUGCCCGUCAACAACCUAGAUCCGCUCUUCUCAUUGACAAAAGCUUUGAACACCGAAGUCGUAGCGUGCCCGGGCAAGGUCGCUCCAUUGAAUGCAGGAUGGGUUUUAAUACGACCAUCACUGACAACGUUCGAAGGUUUACUGAAAACGCUCGAUAUAAUGAGAAGGACGAAUCGCGACGCGCCCUACGGCCAUGCUAUGAAGACGCCCUGGCGCGCGGCGACGGGGGCCGCGGGCGGCAGCGACUGGCGCUUCUUCGAUGUCUUCGGGAACCAAGGGCACAUGUACGACUACUUUCGGUUCGAGGCGAAGAGCUUGAGCGUCAUCACGCAGUCGACGCAGAACGGCACGCGGGUCUUCUCAUAUAAAGAUGAGGAGCGCAUCCUUGAUGAAUUGCCGUCCGUGUUGGACGCGGCGUUUCCGUGCCCGUUCCCAGUGCGGGGCAAGCGCGCGCCCAGUGGGUUGGCCUACCACCACUUCACGGGGUCGCGGAAGCCCUGGCGGCCCUUCACGCCGUCGAACGCGAAGUACCGGGCCUGGUACGCGGCGGCGUCGCGGCGGGGCGCGGACCUGGGGAUUCUGGAGGGGUUGUUUCCUUCCGUGCCGCGGGACGUGCUGCGGGACGCGGCGACUCGUGCUUUGUAAUAAUUUUGGUUUUGUGAUGG
Molecule: messenger RNA, 1266 nt
Organism: Pelagomonas calceolata
Lineage: Eukaryota; Pelagophyceae; Pelagomonadales; Pelagomonadaceae
Source: the annotation of a GenBank genome assembly